AUGUCUGUGUCCAGAGGCCUUGUUCUGACCCUGCUGUGUGUGGCCUGCAACGGUCAGUGGAUGACCGAAUACGACCAACACUUUAAAAUCGAGUGUCCAGAUCAGCAGAUCAUCAAAUCAUUGGAAAGCCAGCACGACAACAAGUAUGAGGACAGGGUAUGGAACAUGAUCUGCGCCUUGGCCACAAAUGAGAUUAGAAUUGGAGCCUGCGAAUGGAGCGGUUAUGUCAACAACUAUGAUGAACUCCUUGAGUACCAGUGUGCGGACGAACGAAUCAUCGCCGGCAUAGAGAGCAUCCACGAAAACGCAUAUGAGGACAGAAAGUACAGCUUCAAAUGUUGUGUCCCAGAAGGUGUGGUAGCCCACUCCUGUGAGAUAACACCUUACGUCAACGACUAUGACAAAUUGUUCAACUACCGAGUCCCCGACGGAUUCGCCAUCAAAGGCGUCGACAGUGUCCAUGACAACCACUAUGAAGAUCGAAUCUUCAAGUUUGAAAUUUGCAAGCUGGACCGCGCGACGAUUGUAGGAAAAUAA
This is a messenger RNA of Candidula unifasciata, 537 nucleotides long. NCBI's taxonomy places the organism in Eukaryota, Metazoa, Mollusca, Gastropoda, Stylommatophora, Geomitridae. The record is from the annotation of a GenBank genome assembly.